Fusarium musae is the source of this 1143-nucleotide messenger RNA. Its product is annotated as putative NRPS-like protein biosynthetic cluster. The record is from RefSeq and is a predicted model, not a curated record. Gene Ontology annotation, biological process: amino acid activation for nonribosomal peptide biosynthetic process; secondary metabolite biosynthetic process. Bases 1 to 1143 code for a protein of 380 amino acids. Gene Ontology annotation, molecular function: phosphopantetheine binding; catalytic activity. The transcript has a single exon. Gene Ontology annotation, cellular component: cytoplasm. NCBI's taxonomy places the organism in Eukaryota, Fungi, Ascomycota, Sordariomycetes, Hypocreales, Nectriaceae.
AUGGAUGGUAUUAGCAUGCAUCUUUUCCCGCGGGAUCUCAACGCUGUAUACAUGGGACACAAGCUCGAUUCGUCAUUGAAGCAGUAUAUAGACAUCUCGGUCGAAGAACGAAGGGCCAUAGUGAGUGGCCAGAUGGAUGACAGGAUUUCGUACUGGACCAAGUUGCACUCGCCACCUGCUGAAAUCCUACCACUCUUCCCAUUCGCUCGUGUCAAGUCACCGCCUAUUCCCAAGACUUAUCGUAACGUCGAGUCUCUCAUCGACAUUGGCAAUCACCUCUCGGGGCAGAUAAAGCGGGCAAGUCAAUCUCUACGCAUCACGCCUUUUUACUUCUACCUUGCCGCACUGCAAACACUCUUUAACAGGCUUCUGGAUGUGGAAGACAUCUGUAUCGGCGUUGCGGAUGCGAAUCGCAGUGAAAGUAGCUUACAAACCAUCGGCUUCUUCUUGAAAUUGCUAUCCCUUCGCUUCAACGUCCAGAAGAAUGUGAAGUUCUCAGAUCUUGUCGCAAAGACAGCCCAACACUGUCGAACAGCACAAGCCAACAUGAGAGUUCCUUUUGACGGCAUCCUGGACAAAGCAAAUGUUGUUCGCGAGCCAAUUAAUACCCCAAUCUUCCAAGUGGCCAUGAACUAUCGACAAGGAAACUUCUCCAAGAUCCCACUUGGUGGAAGAAAUCUUGAGUUCAAGGAUGGCAUUGAUGCUCAAAGUCCUUACGAUCUUGCAUUCAGUAUUACGCCUAACAACGACACGACUUAUGUUCAAAUUGUUGCAAGAGAGGAUCUGUAUACAAGAGAAGGGACCGACACCCUCUUAUCAGCAUACAUGGCACUACUGCACGAUGCAUCGGGAGAUGUGAGCAAGUGCCUGGGAAGCAUCAACCUUUACGAUCAAGUCGGCAUCGACAAGGCACUAUCGCUUGGGUACGGGGAUGUCGUGGACUACGAUUGGCCCUCGACGCUAACAGAAAAGGUGGACGAGACUAUCAAGAGGUACCCUCAUGAUGUCGCUGUCAAAGAUGGUACUAGUCAACUGAUCUACGGAGAGGUUGCCGCCAAGGUCAACGGUCUUGCCUCUAUCAUCCAGUCUCAAGUCCGGCCUGGUUCACCGGUGGCUGUUCUCUGUGAGCCGACCGCAUCUUGA